Messenger RNA from Pomacea canaliculata, 2838 nucleotides. RefSeq names its product calcitonin gene-related peptide type 1 receptor-like. The coding region runs from base 708 to 2348 and encodes 546 amino acids. NCBI's taxonomy places the organism in Eukaryota, Metazoa, Mollusca, Gastropoda, Architaenioglossa, Ampullariidae. The record is from RefSeq and is a predicted model, not a curated record. Gene Ontology annotation, cellular component: plasma membrane. The transcript is spliced from 12 exons. Gene Ontology annotation, biological process: cell surface receptor signaling pathway; adenylate cyclase-modulating G protein-coupled receptor signaling pathway. Gene Ontology annotation, molecular function: G protein-coupled peptide receptor activity.
AGAGGUCUCUGCUAAGGAUGGAGUAGACGGAAUAAAGAGCAAGGAGAAACACAUCCUCCCUUCCCCUCGCCCUCUCCACCCUUCUCGGGUGUGUGGCGGUGUGUAGAGGCUACAGUGACACGAGUCACGUGACAAGAGACUCAGGCUCGCCGAGCUUUAAGGUUGCGCCCGCCCACACUUCACGCACCCAACAUCGAUCACCAAAGUCAAGGAGGAGACGAAGAAGUCUUCUUGAAAGCAGUUCUGUAACUUCAGGAGUUUUCAUCUCCCCCUCCUCUCUCUCUCCCUCUCUUCCUUUCUCUCUCUAGCAGAACGAACAUCGUUUUUUUUUUCACCCGGUGUCUUUUAAAUCGCGUGCCAUGCCCAGUCUUUCCUGAGGACGACGACGAGGCAGAAGGAUGCUAAAAUCUUCCCUCACCUUUCACAUCUGAUGAAAGGAGCGCUGGCAAGAAGUGUCUCAAUCUUUGCUUGAUUGAGCAAAGACCACCGAAGUUCCAUUCAAAAAUGAAAACAACCAGGGAAGUAGAACAAUUUAAGUAGAAAAUCUCAUUAUCAGUCUCUUAGCAGAAGUUUACAAAGAUUUACAAUCCAAGGACGGCAAGGCGCUGCAAAGAUCAUUCAAAAAAAAAAGGGUUAAGAGAGAGAGAAAGAGGGAAGAAGAAAUUCCAGAUGUAGAAAGGUGGAGCUUCACUUCUGGAAGUCGUGCCAUGGAGUUGUGCCGAGAUCGUUUCGGGUACUUUGCCGCCGGAGUGUUUCAGAUAUGGACCUGCUCUCAGUGUUACAAGUACCUCUUCCCCAACAUCACAGUGGUGGACAGCAGCAACUCGUCCUCAUCCACCCUGCCCACCUUGCACAUUACUUCACCCAACGGGGAGGAAGUGCAGCCCAGCUGGUCCAACGUCUCCGCCAUCGACAGAGUCUGCUCCUGGAUGGACCGACACAGCUGCGAGCGAUGGAAGGAUUGUUGCACAGCUGCCAUAGCCUGCUGCAACCAGCAGCUCCAGCAGUCACGAGAAACUGCGAGAAUCCCGCGACACAACGGAAGCCUUGACCUCACGUGGGGCGUGACCUGGUCAGGUGCGCAGGAGGCUAGAGGUCAGAGGUACUGCCCUCGCACCUGGGAUGGCUUCAGCUGCUUCGAACACACGCUGGCAAACACUACAGCAAGUGUCACGUGUCCGUCGUUUAUAGAGCAGAAUGAUGCGACAGCUGUCGGCGUUCGCAUCUGUACUGAAAAUGGAACUUGGUGGACGGACCCUCAGACUGGACAGGAGUGGACCGACUACACGAGCUGCGUCCCCAUGCAGGGUUACCAUCUGUUGUACCUCGUGGGUGUGGCCUGCAACAGCAUCAGCCUCUUCCUCGUCAUCCCCGCCUGUGUCAUCUUCAUCUGCUUCAGGUCACUUCGCAGACAGCAUCGCAUCAGGAUUCACCUCAACCUUUUCCUCGCUUUCCUCAUCACCUACGGCUCUCUCCUCCUGUGGGAAAAUGUUGUUUACAAAGAUCGACUCUUGAACGACAAACCCAUCAUGCAUCAAGACACUGUUCCGUGCAAAAUCUUGUAUGUCAUCACGCGCUACGCCUGGCUGGUGGCCUUCUUCUGGAUGUUUCUCGAAGGUUUCUAUCUUUAUCGCCUAAUCAGCAAUGCCUUCCAAACGCCGAAGACAAUAAGACCAUACUACCUUUUCGGCUGGGGUGGCGCUGCUGCCCCCGUGACCACCUACACCGCUGUCCGCGUGUAUCGCCAAGACGACAGGUGCUGGAUAUUUCAUGCAGGUUCCCUAGAAUGGUUAAUUUAUGGACCGGAACUGAUGUGCAUCAUCGCAAAUGUAUUCUUCUUUGUUGGAAUAAUGAGAAUACUUGUCACGGAAAUCCAGUCUCAUCCAAAUGAACCUAGCAAUUACAGGCGUGCAAUCAAAGCCACCUUCAUCCUGGUUCCGUUGUUUGGCCUGCAACUGUUCCUCGUAGCAUACAGCCCUGGGGCCAAUCACCCUGUGGCCCACAUCACUCAUGAAAUCGUCGCCAAAAUUGUGAGCAGCUCACAGGGUGCUGUCGUAGCUGUCAUCUUUUGCUACUGCAAACAGCGAAGUACACGCCCACUUCCGCAGCACCCUGACCAGCAGGAGUCGCCAGCAUCCAAACGGCGACAUACGCAGUGUCACCAUCAGCACCCACACCACGAUGGUGGAUACAGCCAGGGGAAGCUACUCUGCAGGCAAGCGCAAGUGCAAGAAGUCAUCUGCCCCUACUCUAGAUCGCCGACACCGGACCAGCUACAUCGCUCUCAAUGCUUGGAGUGCAAGUGGACUACAGACCACUGGGGAAGCUCUUCCUUGAAGCUAAUCUGAAGCUUUGCCCUUUGAUCACUCAUCUUGUCUUGCUAGAGUUAUCUCCGCUCAGUAGCGGAAGUGCUAAGAUUUCAACAAGACAGGUUCUCGCAAAGAAAUGCUCUUUUUGUGAGCCAGCUCCUUUACAUUCAGUUCAAAAUCAUGAAGGUACUCAAAGACUGUGUCCAUUUGUUCGUCAUGCCAGUUGAUUGUAUAUUUUUUCUGAAAUUGUAUUAACAUAUUAACAUCAAGACAUGGACCUUAAUUUCUUGUUUGUUUCCCAAAUAUCAGACUGAGAAAAUGGUCUGUGCUUAUUACUUUAUUGUGGUGAAGAAUUUCUCUUGAGGUUGUCAUGAAAAACAUUGUAUCAAAGUUGUUCUGACUCCUUUGAACACCAAACUAGCGUUGGCAACAUCCGGGACACUUAGUUGCUUCUUUGUUGUUCAUCCACAGCUCUCGAUGUCAGAUGUUUAGUGGUUACAGACAAGUGAAUAAAGUAGUACCACAUCAA